This is a messenger RNA of Arctia plantaginis, 1017 nucleotides long. The record is from the annotation of a GenBank genome assembly. Lineage: Eukaryota; Metazoa; Arthropoda; Insecta; Lepidoptera; Erebidae.
AUGGUUUUCAUGAGUAUGCAACUAAAAUGGGGUAUAGCGGGUGUGGGUAUGAUCGCCCACGACUUCUUGACUGCUAUGGGGACUCUGUCGGCUGAACAGCACAAGGCCGUUGCCGUGGCCGGUAAAGAUCUAGAUCGUGUCCAUAGAUUGGCCACGCUCCACAAAAUCAACACAGCAUACGAAGGCUACGAGUCGUUAGCGCGUGAUGGCUCUAUAGACAUUGUAUUCGUGAGUGUACUGAAUUUACAACAUUACGAAAUAACCAAACUAAUGUUAGAGAACUGUAAACAUGUGCUAUGCGAGAAGCCUAUGGGCAUGACUUACAAACAGACUAAACAACUAGUGGACCUGGCGCGCGAAAAGAAACUCUUUCUCCUUGAAGGAAUGUGGUCGAGGUUCUUCCCUGCUUACGACGCUUUGAAUGAGCACAUAUCUUCUGGCGGGCUUGGGGAUAUCUAUCACAUCAGCAUACAGUUUGGGGUCGAAAUUAACGACAUUGAGAGGAAUUUAAUGAAGGACUUAGGAGGCGGUGCUGUAUUAGACCUUGGUGUCUAUAUGUUACAAUUAGUGCAGUACUUGUACAAAGAUGCACCAUCAGAUGUAGUAUGUACGGGGCACCUCAGUAAAGCCGGUGUCGAUGAGUCCAUAUCAUGUGCGCUUAAGUACACAGAUGGUAGGACAGCGACAUUGUCGGCACAUACUCGCGCAACAAUGGGCAACAAAGCUGAAAUCAUUGGCACCAAAAAUUGUAUAUCGUUGGAAUACUUUUGGUGUCCCACGGUGUUACACAUAUCGGCGGCCAACAAUACGGAGUGGACCCUACCUAAAGGAAAAUACAAGUUUCAUUUCCACAACAGCGCUGGCCUCAGUUAUGAAAUACAGGAAUGUUGGGACUGCAUCAGCAAAGGUUUGCUAGAAAGUCCAAAAAUGAGUUUAGAUGAAACCAUCCUGCUUUCAAAAUUGACUGAUACAUUGCGAGCACAAAUGGGUGUUCUAGAACUUGAACUAGAGGACUAA